Messenger RNA from Striga asiatica, 1920 nucleotides. NCBI's taxonomy places the organism in Eukaryota, Viridiplantae, Streptophyta, Magnoliopsida, Lamiales, Orobanchaceae. The record is from the annotation of a GenBank genome assembly.
AUGCCACACGCUUCAUCGUGGCGAUUCGGAAUCAUAUGGCGGCGGUGCCGGCAGCUGGGUGAAGGAUGUUCGGAUAGCGGGAUAGGUGAAAUAGCUGCGGCGGUGGAUUUGAUGGUGAGGAUUGCGCUGUCGUUUUGGAGGAAUUGUUGGGACCUGGAUUUGUCGGAGGUGAUUGCCGUUGAUUGUAUUGGCGGCGGCGUCGGCGGCGGUUCCGGUGGUGGUUCGCGUGGUGAUUUGUCGAAUUGUCGGAGGGCAAAAGUGGGGAACAGGAGCAGCAGUGGAGUAAAUGUAAAUGGAGUCGGAGAUUUGAUGAAGAUCAAGGUCGCAGCACGCCACAUUUCGUACCGCACGUUGUUCCACACCAUCCUGAUACUUGCUUUUUUGUUACCGUUUGUGUUCAUCCUGACCGCCCUCGUCACCCUUGAAGGUGUCAACAAGUGCUCCUCGAUCGAUUGUUUAGGAAGACGCUUGGGGCCAAAGCUUCUCGGUAGAAGCGAUGAUUCUGGGAGGCUGGUCAAGGACUUCAUUAAGAUCCUGAAUCAAGUGAACUCUGAGAAAGUUCCUGAUGGCCUGAAGCUCCCAGACUCUUUUAAUCAGCUUAUGGAGAGAUCGGAAAGGGAGAUGAGAGAGUCCAAAUUCUCUGAGCUAAUGAAUAAACACUUUGCAGCUAGUGCCAUUCCUAAGGGCAUUCACUGUCUCUCAUUGAGGCUAACUGAUGAAUAUUCUUCUAAUGCCCAUGCACGCAAGCAGCUUCCUUCUCCAGAGUUGCUUCCUCUGCUUUCUGACAACUCCUACCAUCACUUUGUGGUGUCAACAGACAACAUUCUUGCAGCUUCAGUUGUUGUGACGUCUGCUGUUCAGUCAUCCGAAGCCCCCGAAAAGAUUGUUUUUCAUGUUAUAACUGAUAAGAAAACUUACGCAGGCAUGCAUUCGUGGUUCGCCCUACAUCCUGUGCCUCCUGCUAUAGUCGAAGUGAAAGGUGUACAUCAAUUUGAUUGGUUAACAAGAGAGAAUGUCCCGGUCCUUGAAGCUGUGGAGAGCCACAAUGGGAUUAGGAAUUAUUACCAUGGGAAUCACAUUGCUGGAGCCAAUCUAAGUGAUACAACCCCACAAACAUUUGCCUCCAAGUUGCAGGCUAGGAGUCCAAAGUAUAUUUCAUUGCUCAACCAUCUUCGUAUAUAUCUUCCAGAGCUAUUCCCAAACCUCGAAAAAGUGGUUUUCCUGGACGAUGAUGUUGUAAUCCAACAAGACUUGUCUCCUCUUUGGGAGAUUGACCUUAACGGAAAAGUGAACGGAGCUGUUGAGACUUGCAGAGGUGAUGACGAGUGGGUUAUGUCCAAGAGAUUCAGAAACUAUUUCAACUUCUCUCACCCACUUAUCUCAAAGAACUUGAAUCCUGAUGAAUGCGCGUGGGCAUAUGGGAUGAAUAUAUUCGACUUACAUGCAUGGCGAAAGACAAAUAUUAGAGACACUUAUCACUCUUGGCUCAAGGAGAAUCUGAAGUCAAACCUCACAUUAUGGAAGCUUGGGACUCUACCUCCAGCGUUAAUAGCAUUUAAGGGCCACGUUCACCCUAUAGAUCCCUCAUGGCACAUGCUUGGGUUGGGCUAUCAGAAUAAGACCAACAUUGAAAACGUGAAGAAGGCAGCCGUCAUUCACUACAACGGUCAAUCCAAACCAUGGUUGGAGAUUGGUUUCGAGCAUUUAAGGCCGUUCUGGACCAAGAUCUCAGAUAUGUUGCAAUCCAUGAAAUGCAAAAUAUGGUUUGUGGGCCCGGUUUUGGAGGAAAGGAACUACAUGGCUAUGCUGGGCGUAAUGUGGGAUUCAUUCUUUUCGUCUGUAAAUCUCACUUAUGGCUUGGUGCUUAAAAAGGAAACAAAUCGUAUAAUCUGUUCUGAAGGGACAUCAUAUCUGGUGCAC